Molecule: messenger RNA, 1679 nt
Organism: Dentiscutata erythropus
Lineage: Eukaryota; Fungi; Glomeromycota; Glomeromycetes; Diversisporales; Gigasporaceae
Source: the annotation of a GenBank genome assembly
UUUUCUUUAUGUUUGAUUGGAAUCAACAACAGACAUUAAUUAAUUUUCACGAUAGAUUACAUUUACCUGAUACUUCUUUCAAUCAUUAUUUUUCUAAUUAUUUAGAUUCUUCUUGUAUUAUUUGUUAUCCUACCCCUAAUAACCCUUCGGAUCAAUUCAACGCAUUUUGGAAUUGGUUCACUUUUAUUUCUUCUGUAUAUCAAUUUUCUCGUAUAACUACUGAAAUAUUUGAUCAGUAUAUUCAUAAUUUUAAUAUCCCCGUACAAACUAGAAUAGUUGAUCGGCUUUUAUCUAGUAUUAGGUUUCGACAACCAGAAGUUCGAGAUACUCUUGUAAAUCAAAUAAACAAUUGUACCCAGCAUACACAAUUAUUUACCCAACACCUAGAAGAACUUGAAAAUCUUCAAAAUCUAGAAGAUUAUACAACUACAGACUCCAAUACUGAAACAUCUGAUGACGAAGAACCAGACCUAGUUGAUAAUUUGAUGAACAUGAAUAACGGUCAAGCAGGACAACUUCUUAAUCUCGUCAGAGCUAUAGGUGAACACCUUGCAGUUCAAAACAAUGUCCCUAUGCCCACAUUUAUAGGAGGAAUUCAGGAUCCUAUGGAAUGGCUCGAGGAAUUUGAACGAUGUGCAACAAUAAAUAGAUACACCAACGAUUACAAACUUCAAGUAGUUGGAGGAUACUUAAUGAAUGAAUGGAGAACUGACCUACAAAAUCGAAUACAAACAGUAGGUGAAAGCAUCGACCACUAUGCCCAAGAUAUUAAGCGAUUAAUCAAAAGGGUAGAUCAUCAAGAAAAUUGGAGCGAACAAGAUAAAAUUUAUCAAUUCAUGAAAAGACUGAGAAGAGAAAUUGCCUUUCAAAUCCGACCACUUCCGUCUUUUCGACAUAACACUACUCUUGAACAAGUAAUUGAGGCAGCUCGCCAAAUAGAUGAAAACAAUAAAGAUUAUCCCGAAGCUUUAAUGGGAUUUGGAGAAAAUCAUACAAGUCCUUCACCCAUUUCUCAAAACUAUCCUGCCCCACAAAAUGAUAUCAAAGCUGCAGUAACAAAAGCCUUGGCUCCUUUAAUACAAGCUUUGGGAAGAUUAGCAGUAAAUAUUCCAAAUGUUCCAACAUCCCCUUCUACCCAAGGAAAUAAUAAUAAUAUAAACAGACCAUGGAAUAGGCAACCAUGCAAAAGCCCAACAUGCUACAAGUGUAGACAAGUAGGACAUAUAGCAAGAAAUUGUCCCACACAACAACCAUCUAAUUUUCAACAACCCCCUCCAAAUAAUCAAAAUAAUAAUAUAUAUGCUACACAUUUCUUUGCCCAACAACAACAGCCACAACAAAUGUAUCAACCAGUAAUGCAGCAAGUUUCUCCACAACCACAACCGUAUAUUCAUAUUGAACAACGAAAUAUGGAUAUUGAUGGAAACAACCAAGCUAGUGAUUCUGGAAAACCAAGAAACCAAUCGGGACGAAAUGUGAAAGCUAAACUUGAUCCUGAAACGCAGGACGAUGAGGAUAAGGAAAAGAAAAGGAAAACAUCUAAAGGACUAACUGAAAAACCCCCUAUUGCACAAAUGACUAUACCUUAUUCUAUUAUUUCUGACCUAAUGUAUACUAAAGCUGGAAUAUCUUUUGGACAACUAAUGAGCUUACCACCGUUUAAAAAUGAAGUAAAAAAG